This is a messenger RNA of Lolium rigidum, 1652 nucleotides long. Its product is annotated as protein CIA1. Gene Ontology annotation, cellular component: cytosolic [4Fe-4S] assembly targeting complex. Lineage: Eukaryota; Viridiplantae; Streptophyta; Magnoliopsida; Poales; Poaceae. The record is from RefSeq and is a predicted model, not a curated record. The transcript has 10 exons. Gene Ontology annotation, biological process: iron-sulfur cluster assembly. Gene Ontology annotation, molecular function: protein binding. The coding region runs from base 171 to 1229 and encodes 352 amino acids.
CCCUCGCCUCUAGGUAUCCGGUAAUCCCCCCAUCCUCUCUCUCUCUCUCUCUCUCUCUCCUCGCUGGUCGCCGCAUCCGCUGCCCCUCUCUGCUCUCUUUGUACACCCCUCAUCGGUGACUCUCGCCCAGCCUGGAACUCUUGGCACCAGCGAUCACUGGCGAGCAGGCCAUGGACGGCAGAGGCGGCGCGGUGGAGCUGCGCGAGACCCACCGCCUGACGGGCCACGCCGACCGCGCGUGGGCACUCGCCUGGAACCCAAACCUGGGCGCCGGCGAAAGCCCCGUCCUCGCCUCCUGCGGUGGCGACAAGACGGUACGGAUCUGGAAGCGAGCUCCCGACGGCGGGUGGCAGUGCACGGAUGUGCUCGAAGACACGCACAACCGCACGGUGAGGUCCUGCGCUUGGUCCCCCGACGGAAAGCUGCUGGCCACAGCAAGCUUCGAUGCCACGACGGCCAUAUGGGAGUACUCUGGUGGGGACUUUGAGUGCGUCGCCACACUGGAGGGGCAUGAGAAUGAAGUGAAGAGUGCGUCCUGGAGCCAGUCUGGGUCGCUGCUUGCAACAUGCAGCCGGGACAAGGCUGUGUGGAUAUGGGAGAUGCAGCCAGGGAACGAGUACGAGUGUGUUGCCGUAUUGCAGGGGCACACUCAGGAUGUGAAGAUGGUCCAGUGGCACCCGAUCCUUGAUAUUCUGGUUUCUGUCAGCUAUGACAAUACGAUCAAGGUCUGGGCUGAUGAUGGCAAUGAUGAGUGGCAUUGUGUACAGACAUUAACUGAAGCCGACAACUGUGGUCAUUCCUCAACAGUAUGGUCAAUAUCUUUUAAUCAGAAAGGAAAUAGGAUGGUCACAUGCAGUGAUGACUGUACUUUGAAAAUUUGGGACUCAAGUAUUGAUUUGUCGCAACCAGAGACUGGAGAAGGUCAUGAAUCUUGGCAGCAUGUUUCUACUCUAACAGGAUAUCAUGGUCGAACUAUUUUUUCAGCCCAUUGGUCAAGUGAGGAUUUUAUUGCCAGUGGGGCAGGCGAUGAUGCUAUCUGCUUAUUUGUUGAGGAGAAGAGUAGUAUGGUUGAGGGCCCUUCAUACAGAUUAAUAUUGAAAAAGGAGAAGGCACAUGACAUGGAUAUAAACUCUGUCAGAUGGUGUCCUCAGGACCCAAGGGUGUUGGCAUCUGCCAGCGAUGAUGGCACGGUGAAAUUGUGGGAGCUGCGAGGGAAUAUACUUGCUUGAAUUUGCAUCCAGUCUGCUGCAAUAUGGUUAUAGUUCUAGCUGUGUACCUUAAGAUCAUAGAAUGGGGUAGGGAUUGCUUUUUCGUUUUCUGCUCUCCAAAACAAUGGUCUCUAGGUUAGCUAAUACUUCUUGUAUCUGCUGAGAGCUUGCAAGGCGAUGAUCUUUUAGCAGAUUUUGAUCCGAGCUAAAGAAGAUAGAUGGCACCCUUACAAGACGCUGAAUUGUGUUUGAAAUGGUAGACACGUGUCAUUUUUACAAAUAAGCAAAGUUACAUCAAAUUAAGCUCGCUUACAUAGCUAAGUCCUGUGUACGGUUCCCUUGAAAAUAUUGUUUGUCUCACUGUUUGGCAGAAUUCAUCUUGUUGUACUGAUGAGAUUUGCGAUGCCAUAUCGUUCUAUGUACAAUAUGUCUGUUGUUUGCUAA